This is a messenger RNA of Oldenlandia corymbosa var. corymbosa, 1560 nucleotides long. Lineage: Eukaryota; Viridiplantae; Streptophyta; Magnoliopsida; Gentianales; Rubiaceae. The record is from the annotation of a GenBank genome assembly.
UUACUCUGUUUUUUCCUACUUAUCUCUCGUCGUCUUCUUCCUUGCUACUCUGUAUUUCAUCUUCUUCUUGAAAUCCUAUUCACUGUAAUUCAUUUAUUUUUCAGGGUUUUGAUCGACUGGGAUUUCUUUUUACGCUUUAAGACAAAAAGGGAAAAGGCAAUGGCCGGAAAGGGGAAACCCAAGAAGAAACAAGGAGUAGCAGGCUCCAGGGGUUUGCAAGGUUCAUCCAGCAGAAAUCUUGCUGUUCAUGGUGACGAUAAGGGCUUGAAGGAAAAGGUAAAUCCUAAUGAGGUGAAGGAAGUAAAGAAAGAUGAAGCGGAAGCAGCAGAAGCAUUAGUGGGAUUGAAAGAUUCUUCCGGGAAGAAAGCCCCGGCGGUUCUUGGCGGCAAAAACGGCCCAGAAUCUCAUACUGAUGAUCAGGAAUCUGGAACGCCGGCGGAUGGUGAAGUGAAAUUUGAGCCGGUGUAUGUUUUCGAUGAGUCACGAAAUCUUGUCCAAGUAGACGUCCGGGAGAUCUCUUCCCAGCCGCCGGCAGAAUUUCAGCACAUGGCUCCACGGCGGACUGAUGAUGAUCCGUAUGUUUAUAGCGAUGGAAUUGAAUUCAGAGCUCCAGAACAACGAGAAAUCUUUCGAAAAUUUCUAGGAAAACAUCUUAUCAUCCCAGAUGCUUAUAACCCUGAUGAGGCUCCAGCUCCGAAAUCCCCUGAUUUGAACCAAAGAGGUGCCAGCAAUUCUGAUGAUCCACCUCAUGAAAAUUCUAACAAAGGAAAGGAGCAGAAGACUGUGAGUUCAACCAAAGAGAAUAAGAAUGGAAAAAGUGUGGAGAAAAGGAUCAAAUGCGGGAUUUGUGAAGGGGAUAUAGCUGCUGAACAAUUGAGACGAGUUGCCAAAUGUGGACACUGUUUCUGUUAUGAUUGUCUCAAGGAUAAUGUCACCAACAAUUAUGAGCAGCAGAUCAAAGUCCCAGUAAUCAAUGUGGGUUGCCCAGGGUACGGCUGCAAGGACUACUUGAAUGAUGAUGAAAUGUUCGAUUGUCUUCCAAGUCAGCUUAGAAUCCCAUGGCUUGAGCUUAAGAACCCUGUUAGAAUGACGCAGCUUCAAAGAAGAUUCACUGCCCUCAAGAACAUUGCUGGAGAAUUCAUGACCAUGCUUAACGAAAUCCCUUGAUUCAGAAAUUGAUGAUCUCCUGAUCAGACCCCUGUUCUGCAAAAACAGAGCUUACAGCAGUAAUACCAUGGAGAUGUUAGUGGCUUUUUCGGGUUGGUUUUCGUUGUUGGUAGAUUCUGCAAAGUUUGGAUAAAUGGCUGUAACUUCUGUCUUUCAGGUGUGUUUGUCUGUGUGUGGAUUCAGAGCCAUAGUAUUACUAUUAGGACUACUGAGAGAGUUGUGUUAGGUGUCAGAUCAUUCAUGAAAUCAUGAUAUUAGUUUUAGUUCAAUUCAUUUUGUGUGUAAUCAAUCCAAUUAUUUGAUAUGAUUCUUAACAGUCUGGCCUGCAGAUGUUGUAAAGAUAAUUGGUUUACAUUCUUUUGAUCUUUUAGUACUUUUACAUGUCAAUGAAUG